UAAACUUUUAGAUAAUAUAAGUUUUAAAUUUCAAAAUGUGCGGAAUCUGGGCUCUGUUCGGUUAUGACGCGAAUGACGUCAGACAGUUCACUUGUGCGCAAACAAUCGCACAUAGAGGUCCCGAUAAUUUUCGGUUCGAGAACGUGAGUGGACUUCGAAGCGCUAAACUUGCUUUUCACCGAUUGGAAGUAGUUGGUGACGUAGGCGGAAUGCAGCCAAUGAGAUUACACCAGUACCCUCACUUAACUUUGAUAUGCAACGGAGAGAUUUACAAUUGUCAGAAGUUAAAGGAAGAAUUUGGGUUUAACCACGAGACACCCUCUGACUGUGAGGUCAUAUUACAUCUGUACAAUAAGUUCGGCCCAGAGGAGACGAGCAAAUACCUGGAUGGCGUGUUCGCUUACGUCAUCGUAAACACGCGCGACAACACCUUAUUACUGUCACGUGAUACAUAUGGAGUUCGGCCGAUGUUUUAUUUCAUGACAAACAAUGGAAUGAUGGGAGUCUGCUCGGAGGCUAAAGGUCUUUAUGACUUACUCAAGAAGAAAAACGGCGAGGAUAAAACAAAGCUGCUUCGCGUGUUUCCCCCGGCCCAUUCUAUGGUUUGUGACGUAAUAAAGAACGGGAAGAUCGCUCCAGCGACGCCGAAGAUGUUUCAUUCAUUCCCCGAGCUGCCACGCCACUUCAUGUACCAAGGGGUCGUUUUAGAGAAAGGCGAAAGUGAUGACGUCAUAAAGAAGAACAUUCGAACGUUGAUGAUAAAUGCUGUGGAAAAAAGGUUGAUGUCCAGCAGAAGGGUCGGAAGCUUAUUAUCAGGAGGAUUAGAUUCUUCAUUGGUUGCCGCCAUUACUGCGAAGAAACUUCGAGAAAAUGGAUCAAAACAACCGAUACAAACAUUUUCAAUUGGAAUGGAAACUAGCCCUGACAUCGUGGCAGCUAGAAAGGUUGCAGAGCAAAUUGAGAGCGAGCACCAUGAAGUGAUAUUCUCGCCAGAAGAAGGAUUAGAUGCGAUAGAAGAAACCAUAUACGCAUUGGAGAGUUAUGAUGUCACGACCGUGAGAGCUUCAAUCCCAAUGUACUUGUUAUCAAAGUACAUCAGUCAGAACACGGACACAAUCGUAAUCAUGUCGGGAGAGGGCGCUGACGAGCUCGCUCAAGGUUACAUCUACUUUUAUAAACAACCAACCCAAGAAGAAGGGGACGUCGAAAGCAGACGGCUAUUAUCUGAUCUCUAUCUUUUCGAUGUGUUACGUACCGAUCGCUCGACAGCCGCGCAUGGGCUGGAAGUUCGAGCACCAUUCUUGGACCACGCCCUAACGUCUUACUAUCUAUCGUUGCCGGCAGAAAAACGGGCCCCGAGUGAGGGAAACAUUGAGAAAUUCCUUCUUCGUUCCGCGUUCGAUGAAUCGGAUCUCAUACCAUCUGAAAUAUUAUGGAGACGCAAGGAAGCAUUCAGCGAUGGAGUUGCCUCGAAGCGAAGAUCUUGGUUUGAGAUUCUACAAGAACAUAUCGAGAGCAGGGUGAGUGACGAUGCUCUCGCAAAAGCAAAAGAAACACACCCAUUCCACACCCCUAAAACAAAAGAGGCGCUCUACUAUAGACAAAUCUUUGAAUCAAAGUUCGGCCCACAACUGUCGAAGCUGAUCCCAUACCAAUGGUUGCCUAAAUGGAUCGAAGCGGUAGAUCCAAGCGCUAGAGUUCUUACGCAUUAUCAAAAUGAUGAGGCGUAAACAUUGGAGUAUAUACAAUUUUAACGUGCGAUGUACAUAUGUUUUGUUUUCAUUUCCAGAAUAGCUUUGUUUAUAUUUUAUAGUUCUGUGGGGUAAGACGGGACACCUUUAGCGCAAAUGUCCAAAUAUCUUGAUCGUGUUUUAAACAAUUUACAACGGUAUAUGAGAGUCGUGAGGAUGCGGUUUUUAUAAAUUCUCUAUGUGCUUUGCUUACUACCAAAAAAUACAACGAAAAUGUGUCCCAUUUUCCCCACCCUACUAUAUAAUAAAAAGGUAUAAUUGGCGCUUUAAGCUUGAUUUGAAAGGUACUUUAAAUAAGUAAAACAUUUGUGCUAACAUUGUCGUUUAAUAAUUUUCGCCAAAGAUAAUAAAUAUACAAACAUAUA
This is a messenger RNA of Ciona intestinalis (vase tunicate), 2116 nucleotides long. Lineage: Eukaryota; Metazoa; Chordata; Ascidiacea; Phlebobranchia; Cionidae. The record is from RefSeq and is a predicted model, not a curated record.